Molecule: messenger RNA, 312 nt
Organism: Rotaria socialis
Lineage: Eukaryota; Metazoa; Rotifera; Eurotatoria; Philodinida; Philodinidae
Source: the annotation of a GenBank genome assembly
AUGCAGCCGAUCAGUAUACUGCUCGCAUUAAUUAUUGGCUAUAUAGCUUUAUUGACCAUGACUUGUUCUUUUUCGAUUAAUAACAAUCAGAAUGUUCAAUCAUCCAUCGCCAAUAUGCGUCUGAAACGUGCACUAGCUCACAAACGUUUUUAUGAUUUUGGUUCUCGCUCGGUUAACAUCAAUGAUGAUGAUUUACACGAAUUCAAUGAUGAAUACAAUCGUUUACGACGUUUCUAUGAUUUUGGUACGAAGAAACGUUUGGUAACACGUUUCUAUGAUUUUGGCUCAAAAAAGAAGCGUUCAGUUGAAUAA